UUUUCACCCCUUUGGUUAUGCCUGAAUCCAGACGAAAGAGAAAGGCCACUGGGCCUCCUGAGGACGCCCAAAUCGUCACCACCAACUUGCACUGGUGCCACAAAGAGAUGCGAGAUCGCCUAAAGAAGAAAAGUGUAAAACCUGCAUCGCCAUACUCAGCAGAGGGAGCAGCCCACCCCACUGGCAGAGCACGCACAAAUACUCUGAUACAGCCCAGUGUUGCUUCUGCAUGCACGAUUUCCACAUGGAUACAAACGCCCAAAGAGCAUAGCGAUUCGGUAAAGGACGAGGCCGCACGCGAGUGGGAACACUACAUUAGCAAACCACAAGCAGGCGUGCUUGAGCUGGCUGAGCCCAAGGCUGCGGAUCGCAGGGAGCGCGCGGCCAAUGUUUCAAAGGUUAUCCACAAGGGCGUCGAGAUGUUUGCGUCCAGCUCCAACCACAUACUAGCCGACGAUGCAGCUAUGCUUGAACAGAUUAUCAUGGCCGACUCAAUCCAUUCCAGCCGCUCGACACGCUCAAAGAAAACAGCUAUCAAAAACCUUGCAUCUGAACUGCGCUUGGCCAGCAACAAGUUCUCAUUGUGGACCAGCACACACAACUCGGCAGAUAGGUUGUCCACCGAAAGACAAUUCUAUCCACCAGUUAUUGCCUUUUUUGUGUUUGUCGGGUUGGUCAGCCACGCACUGGAUACCUGUUCUCUUGGGGAGAAGGCACGGCCAGUACCACUCAGAAAGAUUUUGCCUUGUCACUCGACAGACAAAAUGUGCGAGGAUUCACAGUCGGACGAAAGGAUCGACAUUGGCUUGGAGACGAAGAGCAUAGGCAGUGCAUCUGUUGGCCGCACCUUCAGUUGGCAGAAGGAAAAGGUUGCCACUCUCGAUGAGGCCAUAGUAAUAUGGUACUCAAAACUAUUCUUAGUUAUCGAAGUGAAGCAGGGAAGCACGAAAGGCGACAAGGUUGAUGCUGUACAGCAAUUAUUCC
Kickxella alabastrina is the source of this 984-nucleotide messenger RNA. RefSeq lists its product as uncharacterized. The transcript is spliced from 2 exons. The annotation marks the transcript as partial. The record is from RefSeq and is a predicted model, not a curated record. NCBI's taxonomy places the organism in Eukaryota, Fungi, Kickxellomycota, Kickxellomycetes, Kickxellales, Kickxellaceae.